CGGGCCUUUACGCGGCGCUGCUACAGGGAUACCAAGAUGGAAAUUCAGGGGCUUUCAGAUGCCCAAAACAAUCAUUCUCAACAUGGCGCCCUGUGUGGACCCACUCUGUCACCGGCCCCGACGACAUCCACCCCGAGAACAAGAUUCAUCUCUUCAAAAUGUGAAGUGGACGGACAGCACCAAAGUGACAACAACAACAACAACAACAAUACCAGGCCGAGGACAGCUGCGUGUCGGCUCCAGGCGGAACAUGGCAGCGCAGAGGACUGUCCUCCCGCACAACAGACUGCGCCUUCAGAGAAACACUCUGCAGCUUAUAAAUGCUCCAACUUUAGGAAACAUCACGGGGCUCAGUUUAGCCCACAGCAGCCCGCACAGACCUGGAGCUACAGCAGCGCGGGGAGGGUCGCAGAGGGGAAAAUGGCGCUGUCUCGACUGGAGGAAGAGGGCGGACAGGAAACAGCCUCAGGUUUACAGACUCAUCAUGAGGACUCCACACACUCUGCCCUGAACAGCCAGCCUGCAGGUGAACAUGGUACCGCGGUGUGUAAGGACCUCCAGAGGCUGUACGUGGUCCUGACUGUGACUCCUCACAGCGGUAAGACCGAGGCAUCCAGCUCCGGGGCGGCUCUGGAGCCGGGAGCCACAGGCUCUGCUAAAGGAAAGGAGAGUCUGAGCGACAGUGUGCGGGCCAGCGCUUUCCUGGAAGUUGAAGACAACGUUAUGUUUUGUGAAUCCAAUGAAGACUUGAGCGUACUUAAAAAUAACACUUUGGAGAUGAACGAGCAUAGUUUUUGUUUACCAGAUGACGGUUUCGACACGAAGCGGACUGACGAUCAGAAAAGUGCAGAAGAGGCCAUUUUUACGCACAGCUGCGAUCAGAAACUACCCGCUAAUUCUUGCACACACGGCGCUGUCAGUAAAGUUCCUGUGGACGAUUUGGACGAUGGCAGUGCCUUUGUUUCAGUGGGUUCAGACUUGAUGGAAACAUUGGACAGUCCAGACAUAAUUACAGAUGGGCAACAGAGCAGUGCUACCCAACUCACCAUGUCCUCUGAUGUCCCUGGCAAUGAAACUUUCUCUGGGACUAUCAUGAUCAACAACCAAAACAUUAUUGUGACCAUAGACAAUGGCUUCCUCACAUUCACCACUCCUCCAGAGGGAGCUGUUCACAAGGAAGAGGACUUGGUCAGUUUAAAAGAACAACUUGGCAUGAAGGACUAUGAAGAUUUUGUUCUGCUUAAUUAUGAUGGUGGAGCAAAGACAAUUGGAAAGAUCAAUACACUGGCAGCCUCCAGCUCCAGUGAAAUGAAGGACUCAGAACUGUCUCUGGUGGAUGACUGUUCAACACUGUACACUUUAACAGAGGCGGAUCUGAUCACUCCAUCCCCCAAAGCAGCUGCCCUAAAUACUGAAAAUGAGGAGGUUCACGGCCCCAUAAAAUCAAAGAAAGAGAUUAUUUCCCUCUUUACCUGUCCUGAACCUGGAUGUGCGUUCACUUUUGUUUCAAGACAGAAGCUCAAAGUUCACCAGUUACACCACGCUGAGGACCCAAGACCGUUCCAGUGCACUGUGGAGGGUUGUGGUUGGGCUUUUGCUACCUCCUAUAAACUCAAGAGGCAUCUUCAGUCCCACGAUAAACAGCGGCCUUUUGAGUGUACAAUAGAGGGCUGUGACCGGCGGUUUACUACUGUUUAUAACCUCAAAGCUCACAUUAAGAACCACAAGCAGGACGACGCCUUUGCCUGUGAUAUCUGCAGCGAGAGGUUCCGCAGUGCCACACGGCUUGCUAGUCACCAGAGAGUUCACUUUGAGCCCCAGAGGCCUCACAAAUGUGAUUUUCCAGGUUGUGAGAAAACGUUUAUGACCUUCAGUGCCCUGUUCUCCCACAAUCGAACUCACUUCAGAGAGUCGGGUCACUUCUCCUGUACGUUUCCUGGUUGUGACAAGACCUAUGAUAAGGCCUGCCGCUUGAAGAUCCACCUCAGGAGUCACACAGGUGAAAGGCCGUUUGUCUGUGACUCUGAGGGCUGUGGCUGGUCUUUCACGAGCAUGUCUAAACUCCUCAGACACAAACGGAAACAUGAUGAUGACCGCCGCUUCAUUUGCACCGAGGAGGGGUGCGGAAAGUCUUUCACUCGGGCUGAGCACUUGAAGGGUCACAGCAUCACCCAUCUGGGCACCAAGCCUUUCCAGUGCCACGCAGAAGGUUGUAAUGCCAGAUUCUCAGCACGCAGUAGUCUUUACAUCCACUCCAAGAAGCACAAGCAGGAUGCCAGCAGCCUGCGCAAUCGCUGCCCUGUGGCUGAUUGCACCAAGCACUUCUCAUCACGCAGCAGCCUCAAGAGCCACAUGCUGAAGGGUCACCACAUCAGUCCUGAUGUGCUGAGUCAGAUGGAGAUGACUCCUGCUUUGACUCCUAGCAGCGAGUUGGUCAGCCCAUCUCCUGCUCUGGUCCCUGGGGGAGGCACUGCGGUAGACCAGCUGACUAAUCUGGACCUAAGCUCUCUGUUGUCCGGAGUGUCAACUGGCACCGUUCCCACUGCAGGAAUUGGCGUGGGAAUACCUGUGAGUGGGGCCUCUUCGUCUGGUAUGUUCACCAUGGACCUGUCCAUGGUCAGCUCAAGCAUCCUCACCAUCGACCCGUCUUCAGUAGGCUCUACCCUAAGUACAAGGACAUCUACAACUCUGGCAAAAGCUGUAGACCCUUUGUUGUUGGCAGCUGGGACAGAGAUGGGCUCUCAUGAGGCCCUGGAGCGGUCUGUUGAAGAGGUGCUGCCUCCACAGGGUACUCUUAACCUGGAUGAUGUGCAGAGUGUGACUCCAGAGGCCUUGGGCUCCCUGAGCAGCCUCAGUAUACAGGGGGCUGGAGUGUCUGCUGACUCCUUGAGUGUUGAGACCACAGCUCCGGUGGUGGAGCUCCUAGCCUCUCCCCCCAAAGCCCCAGAGGGGAGUGGCCCUGGCUCAGGACCUCUGCUGAGCUGUGUGGAGGUAAUGGAGACACAGGAGGGGGAAAAAGUGCUCACCCAAUUUGUGUUCCCUGGUCCCGGAAACAGCUUCAGCCCACAGAAGGACUCUGAACACACAACUGUGUCCCCCAGCAGCUUCUUGGAAACUGGAGGAUCUGCGCGAACAGACUAUAGAGCCAUUCAGUUGGCCAAGAAGAAGAAACAGCGAGGAUCAAUAUCUGUGAAAAGAGCUAAAAUUGUGAAGGCAGCUUCAACACCACUGUCUGGGGCAGGACCUCAUUACAGUGAAAGCACAACAUCCUCCACCAGGGCCCCGAGUCUGCGGGAUGCCACUCCUCAAUAUGUGCACAUUCAGCUACUCCAGGACGAUCCAGCGUCUGAUGGAGACCUUGCUUUUCAGCUGAGCUCUCAGCCUUCCACCUCUCAUGCCCAGCUCACCGUGGAUCUGCCUGUCAACAUUUUACAGGAGCCAUCGGGGAUGACGGAGGAGGAUAAUAACUCUGAGAACUCCCAGUUCACUGGAAGCACCAUAAAUCUCCAGGACCUGGAGUGAGCCUGCCCCUGUCACUCACCAAUCCCCUCUGAGGCCUUCUGGGACACUGCAGCAGUGCUGUGUGGAGUUGUUGCCACCAAAUUGCACCUUGCAAAGGACUGUAAUUAU
This is a messenger RNA of Periophthalmus magnuspinnatus, 3630 nucleotides long. Its product is annotated as zinc finger protein ZXDC. Gene Ontology annotation, molecular function: transcription coregulator activity. Gene Ontology annotation, biological process: regulation of transcription by RNA polymerase II. Gene Ontology annotation, cellular component: nucleus. The record is from RefSeq and is a predicted model, not a curated record. The transcript has 10 exons. The coding region runs from base 37 to 3522 and encodes 1161 amino acids. Lineage: Eukaryota; Metazoa; Chordata; Actinopteri; Gobiiformes; Gobiidae.